AUGCGAGGAGCUACUGCGCUACGGCCGCAAAGGCUGCUCUUCACCCACCCCGUGAGAAGCCCGCUCCUAUCCUCGCGCUCAAUAUGUCUUUUAUGCCGACACGGCCAUCUCGUUUCAGCGCAACGACGCGGAUUCGCCUCGUCUCCCAGACCAUCCUACCCUGAGAAGACUGCUACUGCUGCUGCUGCUGCUGCUGCUGCUUCAACUACCAGCGCAAUCGCACCCGACGCCACAAACCACUACACGCUAUUUCCGGCCACAUUUCCCAACGGCCCGCCUCCGCAGUCUCCCUUCACCAUCGACGCCGCGACGCUACGACGCGAGUUCCUCCAACUCCAAAGCGCGAUUCACCCGGACAAGUUCCCGCAGGGCGCCGACAAGCAACGGGCCGAGGCGCUCUCGUCGCGCAUCAACGACGCCUACCGCACGCUGGCCGACCCGCUGAGUCGCGCCCAGUACCUGCUCGCCGAGUUCCACGGCAUCGACGUGCUGGCCGAGGACGGGGCGUCCCGGUACGCCGGCGCCCUCGACGCGGACACGCUCAUGGAAAUCAUGGAUGUGCAGGAGACAGUGGAGGAGCUGUCGAGCGCACCCGCUGCCGAGGCGCAGGCCACUGUGGAUCGGCUCCGGGGCGAGAAUGCAGGCCGCAUUGAGGCGUCGCUGCGCAGCUUAAGCGCGGCGUUUGACGGGGGCGAUUUGCAGACGGCGCAGGGGGAAACGGUGCGCUUGAGGUUUUGGUAUAGUUUGAGGGAUGGGCUGCGCGAGUGGGAGCCGGGGCACGGCGAGAUUCGCAUCGUGCAUUGA
Messenger RNA from Talaromyces atroroseus, 804 nucleotides. RefSeq lists its product as hypothetical. Gene Ontology annotation, biological process: [2Fe-2S] cluster assembly; protein complex oligomerization. NCBI's taxonomy places the organism in Eukaryota, Fungi, Ascomycota, Eurotiomycetes, Eurotiales, Trichocomaceae. The record is from RefSeq and is a predicted model, not a curated record. The transcript has a single exon. The coding region runs from base 1 to 804 and encodes 267 amino acids. Gene Ontology annotation, cellular component: mitochondrion. Gene Ontology annotation, molecular function: protein-folding chaperone binding; ATPase activator activity.